Molecule: messenger RNA, 2950 nt
Organism: Daphnia pulicaria
Lineage: Eukaryota; Metazoa; Arthropoda; Branchiopoda; Diplostraca; Daphniidae
Product: protein phosphatase 1 regulatory subunit 16A-like
Exons: 14
Coding region: 427-2439 (670 amino acids)
Cellular component (GO): cytoplasm
Molecular function (GO): phosphatase regulator activity; enzyme inhibitor activity; protein binding
Source: RefSeq, a predicted model, not a curated record
AGAGUUAACUCUCAGUUAACUCUACGUGCCGUGAGAUCAGUCUGAAAGACGAGGGUUUCAAAGACAGUCGGGAGAUUUUUAAUUGAGAUAUUGAAUCCAGUUCUUCCCCCUUUCCCGUUCGAACGUGAUGAAUUCUCAAUAACUGUGACUCAGAUUUCAAUUGGUUGUGUACGCGGCGGAAUGGAAGAAACAUGCUUCAAAAUCGAACCUGAUUGUGAAACAUAACCGACUCAAAAAUCGAAUCAAGUUUUGUGCAAUAGGAACAUUAAAAAAAAGAAAUGGAUGUCAGGAUGAAUCGAAAUCUGCUUUUGACACAACAACAGUUGUGUUAGCUUGAUUUUCAAACUUUUCCAAUCGAGUUGGCUUGGAUUGGAUUCUCAACUUAUUGGGCAAGUACUUAAAUAAUAGCUCGAGUUGGGCGUAACAAUGGAUCACAGCGAUUUGGUGGCGGAGCUUCCGCGUAUCGAAAAGUUGACAGCUGCUGAAAGACUUAAAAUAGCCCGUGAUCGUCGAGUGAAUCAAAUCCUGAGACACGAACAAUUCGACAGAGAAUGUCCGAUUCCGACCAAGAAGGAUAAGUUCUUGUCUCGCAACAACAAACGAACAGUUCCAAAUCGCGGUGUUCAUUUUGUUCACAGUGUCAUUCUAUUGGAAGCCGCUGCUCGAAAUGAUAUAGAAGAAGUGAGAAGACUUUUGAUGCAAGGGGUAUGUCCUGAUUCUCAAAACGAAGAUGGAUUAACGGCCCUACAUCAGUGUUGCAUAGAUGAUAGUGAAAGCAUGAUGAAGCUAUUGCUCGAAUUUGGAGCCAACGUAAACGCGGAGGAUUCGGAAAAAUGGACCCCACUUCAUGCAGCCGCUACCUGUGGACACUUACACCUGGUCAAAUACCUUAUCAGCCAGGGAGCUUAUAUGUUAGCUGUGAAUGCUGAUGGCAAUAUGCCCUAUGACAUUUGCGAGGAUGAGCCUACUUUGGAUUACAUAGAAUCGGAAAUGGCUCGAGAAGGUGUUACACAAGAGCUAAUCGACCAAACUCGAGCUUCAACAGAAAAGCGAAUGCUAUUGGAUCUGAAGAAUUUGGCUGCACAGGGGGAAAGUCUUGAAUGCGAAGACCCCGUAGGAGCAAGACCUUUGCACAUUGCUGCCGCCAAUGGUUACUUAUCAGUUGUAGAAUUCUUGCUGGAUCAGCACGUCACCACUGACAGCAGUGACAAUGACGGAUGGCAACCGAUUCAUGCCGCUGCUUGCUGGGGACAUUUGGAAAUUGUUGAGCUUCUCGUUCAGAAUGGAUCUGAUCUCAAUGCCCAGACUAAAAAUCAUGAAACCCCUUACGACAUUUGCGAAGAUCCCGAAAUGAAAGCGAGGAUCGCCGCUUUGCGGAGUGAGCAAGAAAGUCGAGCCCGCGCUGGUAACCAAAAGACCCGCCGGUCUCAAUCGACGUCGACCAACACUCGAACUCAUUCGAUCCGCCGCAACUCUACCCGCGACAAAGGCCAAAUAUCCAAAAGGCAGAUUAAGAAUGAAGCCAUAUUCGUCAUCCAUCAAGAUGAUGAGAGACGUACGAAUCAUCAAGGCUCAACCGAGAAAAUCAAGUCAGAGGAUCCCAAAACUAAAGCCACUGAUGGCGAUGCGCACACGACCGCCUCCUUUUCCAGUCGUUUGAUUAAUAGCAACAAAAGACACGCCCCUCCACCUCCACCGCCUUCCUCCACGUACAACCCCGACAACAAUACGUCAGCGAGUUGCGAGUUAAUGCAGCCGCAGUUUAUUUCUUCACCUAUCCUGACGACGUCAGCUGUUAACGACAGCACGAUCGACAUUCACGUUUCGGUUACCAUUAACACAAAGAGUCCUGGGCUUGGGGGUAAUACUCGAUGUGCUCCGCCACCUCCACCUCUAACCGCCGCCCAUACAACCAGCAUGUUGUCGUCCUCGGCUUCUUCAUCGUCGUCGUCUGUUUUGUUACCUCAACUCUUACCGCCCGUCCACCACCCGGUGUUGUCCUCUUCACCCAUGCCCGCAGUCCUUUAUCCGGUGCCUUCCUUGUCUGGCGGGGCGUGCACGUUAGCUGACUUAAAGAAACAGCGUUCGCUCUUCCGUGUUAGCAGUGGGGGCGGAGUCUUUGACUCUGUCGAUUCGCCCCACACGAAUUCAACUCUCAGAUCUGUCAAAUCUCAAAACAAUGCCAUUUCAAAUGCCUUCAUUUUCACUCCUGACGCAGAGCUUAAUGCCACAACGUCGCCGUCGUCUGGCAACGGAAGCAACGGAUCGGCUUCCAACACGUGGUCGUCGACUACCAAAAGAGAUCCAAUCGAUGACGUCAACGCGAGUUUCACGACAAAUGCCAGUCAAGCUGCAACUUUACCCAAGUACCAAGGUGAAACGACUGAACUAGUAGGGGGUAAAAAGAAUGCUUCUUCAUCCUGUUGCACCUUAUCUUAAUUAACCAACGACGUCCAUAUCGUAGCGUGAUGAACAUUGAUAACAAAAUUGACCAAAUAAUAUUUACAACCUUCGCGACAGUUGUUUUUCUCCCCCCGUUUUGCAAUAUGUUUCUAGGAAAUCGCAAUUGUGACAAUUUGAUAUUUAAUUUAGUCGACACACAUCCUUCCAUUAGAAUUUGUGGGGACGUAAAAUAAUUUGUUUGUUGCAUUUGAAAGCGUUACCCACCACUGAUUUAUCUUUGAAAGCCAAUAGUUAUAUACGACUAAUUAAUAUUAUACUUGUACAGUGAUACAUUCCCCCCACACACACACACAUUUGUGACAUAUCUAUUCGAGCAAUAAUGAAUUAAUUGCGAUUUUUUUUUAGUCGGAAAUGUAGAUCAAAUAUUGUUUUAAUUAGUAUCAGCAUAAUGAUGCCAUGUUGUGUGAUGAAUUUCCCCAUUAACAGUGCCUGUUUUGUUGGUUUAAAGUAAGAGAACAAAUUUGAAUAAAAUGUAAUCUUAACUUAA